GCAAUGAAAAUGAAAAGCAUUUAUUUUGUUGCUGGCCUCCUUUUAAUGAUAGUUCAAGGCAGCUGGCAAAAUCCUCUUCAGGAUACAGAGGAGAAAUCAAGGUCAUUCAAAGCUUCCCAUCCUGAGCCAAUAGAGGAAUCUAGACAGCUGAAUGAAGUGAAACGUCACUCACAAGGCACAUUCACCAGCGAUUACACCAAGUACCUGGACACCAGACGAGCUCAGGACUUUGUGCAAUGGUUAAUGAGCACUAAAAGAAAUGGCCAACAAGCACAGGAGGACAAAGAAAAUGACAAAGUCCCUGACCAGCUCUCAAGCAAUGCGAUCUCCAAGCGUCAUGCUGAAUUUGAGAGACAUGCUGAAGGCACCUACACCAGUGAUAUCACCUCUUAUUUGGAAGGUCAAGCUGCCAAAGAGUUCAUCGCUUGGUUAGUGAAUGGACGAGGAAGAAGAGAGUAA
Molecule: messenger RNA, 459 nt
Organism: Hirundo rustica (Barn swallow)
Lineage: Eukaryota; Metazoa; Chordata; Aves; Passeriformes; Hirundinidae
Gene: GCG
Product: glucagon
Exons: 4
Coding region: 4-459 (151 amino acids)
Biological process (GO): adenylate cyclase-modulating G protein-coupled receptor signaling pathway; positive regulation of insulin secretion involved in cellular response to glucose stimulus; negative regulation of apoptotic process
Cellular component (GO): extracellular region
Molecular function (GO): glucagon receptor binding; hormone activity
Source: RefSeq, a predicted model, not a curated record